ACACACUAAAUAUGCUUAACUGGAUUUGAACUCGGGACCUUUUACUUUGUAGGGAGGGUCUCUGCCGACUAGGUUAGAAGGCCGUUAAAUAUAGUCAUAAUGCGUAAUCGUCAAUGAAACGAACAACGAUUAUUGAAGGGUAACCUACCUAGUCAAUGGCGGUGUAAAGCAAUUGCGGGAAGCCGCCAAAACACGUAUCUCGUUCAUUCGGGUCGUUACAACUCGACCAAAAUUUACAGACACCGUCUACCCCGAGAAUUAAGCGGCAAAUAAACUCAAUGAGGAGGAACGGAAAGAAUUAAGAGAGUUCUCCGUAAACUGGACGUGUAAUAACUUCCUGAGCAAGUCGUUCUGCCGUCGCCACAUCAGCGGUUCGACUGCAAUCUUACCAUCCAUUUGUGGGUGAUUUCACAUUGUUAUUGUACUUUCUUAGUAACUUAGCAGAAACAUUAAAGGCAACGUUAGUAUAUAGUCACAAUAACGGGUUACUACAGCUUGAUAUUUUAACCUUUUCAACGCUUUUCCACACGUGUCAAGAAAUGCCAUGGACGCCAAAAAGUUAACUGGUGAAGAGCGAAUAUGAAGCUUAACUGACAGUAGGAAAGUCGCUUUGACAACGUCCGCCAUAGCCUUUUUAAUUGUCAUUGGCGUCGCGGGCACGACAGACGAUGACCGUUUUAGUGGUCUUUGGCGUUGAAAAGGUUAAAAGAUUUAGUAAUUCAGCAGAAAAUCCUGAUAUAAAUCUUUUUCAAAAUGUAAAACGUAUUUGCCUUAUUUUAAGUCGCAAAAGAUGCGGAGUACACCCAUUCCCGCUCCCGCCCAUGCCGUGUUUCAGUUCGCAAUAAAUUUUAAAAAUAAACCACGCGCUUUAUAUUCCACUGUAUUUAUCAAAAAAGACGCUUCAAGUCCGUUAAUACCCACUUAGGAAGCCCCUACUUUACCCUACGUGAAUAAUUAGAUGUUACCGGGAUUUAUCCCACUCCGUUAUCUGUAACAUGCGUUUUAAAUUUGCAAACUCAUUCUUUUCGCUUUAUUGGGGAUAAUACAUCUUGGCUUGGUUGCGAUUCUGAUUAAUGCCUUCGAGUGAAGUUGGCGCAACUUUGUCAGAGAUAGCGGAGAAAAAUAAAGGGACGUGACUAGACUAAUUCCCUUUUUACGACGACAAGAGGUAAAAGAGUAAUUUCAGAUUUUAAAUUAUAUUAAGCGCUCUAAAGAGGUUGAUAUAGCCUGCUUUUUAAUCUAAACCAUUAGGCCGGCAGGAAAAUUGAAAAAUAAAAAGAACGGCAUUCUUCUUAUAAAUCUGGUCUUGUCAGUUGCGUCGGAAGAUUUUAAACGUCAGUCUAUAUUUUGUGGGUGUAUUAGAAAAUAUGAAAAUUAAACUUGUUACCAUUUUUUCUUGUGUUAUACAUUUGAUUGUGGGAGCUUCAGCUGAAGAUGAAAUCAAACGAGGCACAUAUCCAUUCAUGGCAUUCAUAUACUAUCAAGAUGAAACAAUCCUGGGCCUGGGAGGGGGCAGGUUUCUGCAAGGCGCCGUACUGGUCCGACCUAGCUUUUUGAUAUCAUCUUCACCCGAGUCCACCAUAUCUAAAGACCCUCUCAGCAAGACGCUCCUGGCUAGACUCGGGGCCACAGUCAUCGACCAUAAAUUCACAUUGAAUGAAGAUGAGGACGAGCAGGAACAAGAGGUUAUCCAAAUCACUCAACCUUCCGACCAUGACAGCAGCCAAUGGUGGCUCACGGACAUCUGCUUAUUGAAGACGCUGCAGCCUAUUGCGACCACUACCGCUGUUCGCUUCACACAGCUCUCUACGAAACAGGAAGCUGCUGAUAAAGUCUGCCAUAUACUUAUUUACAAAAAAAAGAGCGGCACAGACGUCCGAGUACUGACCCGUUUGCUCGUGGAAAUGCUGCCUUCCUCGGCCGACAACUGCGGGAAGCACUUCGUUCGGGGGACAAUGACGUGUGCGGCCGACCAGGCGAGCAGCGACGGGAUACCGCCGUCCAGUGACUUUUGUCAAGGCAACAACGGUGGACCUCUCAUAUGUGAUAACGACGUAAUUGCGUUACAAACCUACAUAAACGAUGACUGCAAAGCGCCCCACUUGUACCAGCUUCUGUCGCCAAGGAAACAAUUCCUGGAUUGUGGUAUUGAUGAGAAAUGCGGCAAAGAGCAUUGCCGGCGCGUUUGCUCCGUCAUUCAAAAGGAUGCUCCACCGACGACGAGCCAUAUUGUAUCAGAAACAACUCCAACAGAAACUGCACCGACAGAAUCAGCCUCAUCAGAAGCGACUAUACCGUUCGAGCUCACAAAAACGAUCGAGCGGAUGGAAUCUACAGAAACUGAAUCUCUUUCCACCUUGUCAUCAACGACUCUCACGACCGUUUCGCCGAGCACAAUUGUCUCUGAUACUUCUAUUGUCUCUGAUACUUCUCCUAAGUCGUGGCCAAAUGAGCGAGACGGUCGCAAGGUGAACGAUGAAGAGACGGAUGCACUGAAUAGAACGGUAAGCGUAGAAGCGAAAAGCGCACCCGUCGACGAAGAGACGGCGGAGACGGAGCGUCGCCGCGGCACGCAAAGCCACGCGAGCACUGACAACAUAAACCUUGCCUUAUUCCAGAGUCUGGUUUGCUACGUCUUUAUAUGUAUUUUGUCAUAAUUAUAUGGAGAUUCAUUUGUGAAUCUUUUUUGUGAUUACCUACUGGAAUUUAAUAAAAUUUUAAAAAGGU
Molecule: messenger RNA, 2727 nt
Organism: Cydia pomonella (codling moth)
Lineage: Eukaryota; Metazoa; Arthropoda; Insecta; Lepidoptera; Tortricidae
Exons: 6
Coding region: 1368-2657 (429 amino acids)
Biological process (GO): proteolysis
Molecular function (GO): serine-type endopeptidase activity
Source: RefSeq, a predicted model, not a curated record